UAUCACAAUUUUUAUAAACUUCUAUUUAUUGAUAGGCUUUGGUCAUUCGGUUAUGAAAUAUUUUGUGAUUUUGUGGAGAAAUAUUACCUAACACUUUAAAUGUAGAGACUUUUGUUACAAAUAAUAUGUUAUAAAUUUGAUUAAGUAGGUGUUUCCGGUUUCAUAUUGUGGGCGAUACACAUUUACGCAACAACACUUAAACUUAUGAAACAAAGGAGAAUAUAUGAGCCAAGGAUUGGUCUUAUAAGAAGAAAGGAAACUUGUACAUGAAGGUAUUGUUUUAAUAUUGAACAAUUUAUUUAUGUUAUCCAUAUCUUUAUAUUCAUAGGUUGAAUUUUUUCAUUGCUUUUAAAUUGUCAAGCCUAAUGAGGCUAUAAUUAGACAUGUUGCAACGUGAACGUUCAAUAUAUCAUCAAAAGCUACUUACUAUAGUCAGUUUAGCUAUUGUCGGCAUACUGUUUGGUGUAUUACAGUUUGUAAUUAUGUUUUGUAUUUAUACUUAAAUUAGGCGUGGAAUGAUUUGUUUCGCAAACUUUCAAGACCGAAAAAGCUUGUUAGUUAUUUGUUUUCAGUAUGUUUCACAUGUUCUUUCUUUACUAAAUGAUCCAUUUAAAAUUGCUCCAAAAAUACAAAAAAAUUGAACAAUUGAUGUCGUCAGAUUACAUUUUUUUUUUUGAAGAAGAACUUAGCAAGAAAAUCAUUUCGAACUUCAAAACCUAGAUAGCAUGCAUCGUAUAAAGCAAACCUUAUGCUACUUUUUUGGCAAGUUUUCACCAAAUACUAGUAAACCAAAUUACAUCUCAUUAAUACCGUAGGGUUUUGUUCAUGCCAUUAACUAUUUGCUCUGAAAUGUGAACUAUUUUCUACAUACAUGUACUAGAUAUAUACCUUUAUCUGAUUUUUGCCAAGCCAACAGAGCAGUUUGAAGAACAACUGCAUAAGAUUUUAAAUAACUUCAUUGUUAAAUUAUCAUUAAAUAUCAGCACGAUGAAACUUGUCACAAACUAUAUGUAAUGUUAAACAUUAAUUAGUAAUUCAUAAAUACCUUUCCGCUCAAAUCUUUGGGAACCUAGAGUAUACCUAAUUGUAAUUCAGGUUUCAAACUCGAAUCUGUUUACAUCACAAAAGUAGAAGGGACUCGUUCACUGAUUUUUUUUUGUUCUAACCGCGUCUAAUAUAGUUUCAAUUGUCAAUAGCGUUACUAUCGCAUUUUCUGAAACAGUUUUAAAUAUAUAUGAUAACAUUAUAACUUCAUUUUGAUGAUGUUAUCAUUAAAUAAACAUUUACAAUUAUUUCACACAUAAUUAAUAUUUUCCAUGUCUGACCCUAUAAAACAUGAACGAGCCCCUUUAAGAUAAUCAAAAAGCAAAAAUUGUACGUCAAAUCAACGUUAAAAUAUAAUAUUGGAUCACUUGCAGAAAGCGUGAGUAUGUCACACAUCUGUAAACGUAUAUGGGUGUAAAAAACAUUUUUCAUAUAUUCAUAUAGACAACUUACAAGGUCCAUCGACCAGCUUAAAUGUUUUGUCUAGGUAAGAUGGAGUACCGCUGCACAUGUCCAUCGUCCGGCUUACAGGUUUCUCUAGGCAAGAUUGAGUACCGCUGUACAAGUCCAUUGUCCCGCCUACAGGUUUCUCUAGGCAAGAUUGAGUACCGCUGUACAAGUCUCUGUCCCGUCUUCAGGUUUCGCUAGGCUAGAUUGAGUACCGCUGUACAGGUCCGUUUUUCCGUCUACAGGUUUCUCUAGGCAAGAUUGAGUACCGCUGUACAAGUCCGUUGUCCCGUGUACAGGUUUAUCUAGGUAAGUUGGAGUACCGCUGUAAAAGUCCGUUGUCCCGUCUACAGGUUUCUCUAGGCUAGAUUAUGUACCGCUGUACAGGUCCGUUGUCCGUCCUACAUGUUUCUCUAGAUAUGCUGGAGUACCGCUGUACAAGUCCGUUGCCCCGCAUACAGGUUUCUCUAGGCAAGAUAAAGUACCGCUGUACAGGUCCGUUGCCGACCUACAGGUUUCUCUAGGCAGGAUGGAGUACCGCUGUACAUGUCCGUUGUCCGACUUAUAGGUUUCUACAGGUAAGAUGGAGUACCGCUGUACAGGUCCGUUGCCGGCCUACAGGUUCCUCUAGGCAAGAUGGAGUACCGCUGUACAGGUCCGUUGUCCGGCAUACAGGUUUCUCUAGGCCAUAUGGAGUACCGCUGUACAUGUCCGUUGUCCGACUUACAUGUUUCUCUAGGCAAGAUGGAGUACCGCUGUACAGGUCCCUUGUCCGGCUUACAGGUUUCUAAAGGUAACAUGAAGUACCGCAGCAGAGGUCCGUCCUCGGCUUACGGGUUUCUCUAGGUAAGAUGUAGUACCGCUGGACAGGUCCAUUGUCCGGCCUUCAGGUUUCUGUAGGUUAGAUGGAGUACCGCUCUAUUGGUCCGUCGUCCGGUCUACAGGUUCUCGAGGAAAUAUAGUGUACCGCUGUACAAGUCCGUCGUCCGAACUACAGGUUUCUCUAGGCAAGAUGGAGUACCGCUGUACAUGUCCGUUGUCCGGCCUACAGGUUUCUCUAGGCAAGAUGGAGUACCGCUGUACACGUCCGUUGUCCGACUUACAGGUUUCUACAGGUAAGAUGGAGUUCCGCUGUACAGGUCCGUCGUCCGGCCUACAUGUUUCUUUAGGCAAGAUGAAGUACCGCUGUACAGGUCCGUCGUCCGGCCUACAGGUUUAUCUAGGUAAGAUGGAGUACCGCUGUACAGGUCCGUUGUCCGGCCUACAGGUUUCUCUAGGCAUGAUGAUGUACCGCUGUCCAGGUUCGUUGUCCGGCCUACAGGUUUCUCUAGGUAAGGUGGAGUACCGCUCUUUUGAUACGUCAUCCGGACUACAGGUUCUCGAGGUAAUAUAGAGUACCGCUGUACAGGUCCGUCGUCCAGCUUACAUAUUUAUUCUAGGUAAGAUGGAGUACCGCUGUAUAUGUCUUUCGUCCGGUUUAUAGGUUUGUAUAGGUAAGAUGAAAUAACAUCGAACAGGUCUGUCGGCCGGCUUUCAGGUUUACCUAGGUAAGAUGAUGUACCGCUGUAUAGGUCCGUCGUCCGUUUUACAGGUUUGUCUAGGUAAGAUGAUAUACCAUUGUACAUGUCCGUCGUUUGGCCUAAAGGUUCCUCUAGGUAAAAUGGAGUACCGCUGUAUCGGUAGCUGAUAUGUUUUUCUGGGUAUCAUGGAGUACCACCGUACAGGUCCGUCGUCCGGCAAACAAAUUGUCGAGAUAUGAUGGAGUACCGCUGUAUAGGUCCGUCGUCCGACCUGGCUACAGGAUUUUGAGGUGUGAUUGAGUACCGCUGUAUAGGUCCGUCGUCCGGCCUACAGGAUUUCGAGGUGUGAUUGAGUACCGCUGUAUAGGUCCGUCGUCCGGCCUACAGGAUUUCGAGGUGUGAUGGAGUACCGCUGUAUAGGUAUGUCGUCCGGCCUACACACGUCUCUAAAUAAGAUGGAGUGCCGCAGUUCAGAUCCGUCGUCCAGCUUACAGGUGUCUCUAGGCCUGUCCUGUUAGGGGCAUUUUCAUAUGUUGAGGGAGUUCUGCAGCCAUACCCCUCAGUGUAUUUAUAGGCCCGUCCUGUUCGGGGCGUCCAUAGGCCCGUCCUUUUAGAGGCUUCUUGGGAUGCUUACUAUGGAUUUUUAUUUAAAAAUAGGCCUUAACAUUGUUCGUGAUACGUGUACGUGUGUUGAGAUUAAACCUAUCGAUUAGUAUAUCAUGUAAUCAAACUUUAUUUUUCAAAUUCAGUCUAUUUGUCCAACUAUCUCUUUCAUGGUUAAGGGCCUUGAAGUUUUGGAAGAAACAAGUUUCAGUUUUAAAUUCAAUAGUUUUACAGCGAUAUCCGUUGUCAUUGCAGCUACAUGUGUUUUCCUAAUAAGAACCAAUCAGCGACAAAGUCAAGUUGCCGGAAGCUCGAAAAAUGUCAACAACCGCUAUGAGAUGGCAGAUAGACUAAGCGAUGUGGAUCGUUUCAACAACUUCCUACAAAUACUUAUGCGCUGCUGCGUAAAAGUUAUGAGAAAACUUUUGUCAAAGUUGGUUCAAACGCUUGGAUAUCCAUAUGUGGACAGAUUUCUUUCAAAGGAAAAAACACACAUACAAAGGAUGUCAUAUGCUUCUUCGCCAAAUAUCCAGGCGAUUUUAUUUCCUGAUACACCAACUGAUAUUGAGCAGUGGGAUUUUUCGCUGCUUAAUUGUAUUCUUAACCUUAUCCAAAGGAAGAUAAUUAUCCAGGAAUUCGGAAAUCCUAUUGAUCCAGUGCUUGAGAAGAACAAAGCUCAAGUUACUUCAACACCAAAAGGUAGAGCAUAUGAAACAACGCUGUACCCAACGCUUGGAAGACCAACGGAUACAAACAAAUGGUCCAUGCCAGUUUGCUCUUGUCUUCUAUCAGUGUUGUCGCCAAAGCCUCAGACAUUACUUGUUACAAUAUUGGAAUCGUUAGAUGAUAUAAGGGAACUUAGAAACCGCAUUUGCCAUCCUAAAAACCCUGCAAUGACCUCAUCAGAUUACGAAAGGCAAAUGCCUGUUUUGAAAACCUUUAUUGACGAAGCACUUGCAUACCUUGGAGAUGAUGCUGUUGAAUCUGAAGUAAAGACGGAAAUGUGUGACAUUGAAAAUGGCAAAAUGAAAACCUUUCUUUUGAUUGAUCAAAGUCAUCUUCAACAAUCAUACGACAAUGACAGGGACAUCAUUCAACGAUUAGACAAUAUAGAAAAAGCUGUAAAAGAUAUGCCGAGUCAAGGUGAACUGAAUUUGUUGGUGUUCUUUGGAAGGUUAGCUAAAGAACAAAAAGAACUUCUCUAUGCGAGUUAUAUUGAAACAUUUAAUGAAUGUUUGAAAAGCAGUUUACCUGAGGCAGAAGAAAAUGAGGAAUUAACGCAGCGUAUCACUCUUGCUAGUUGUAUGGCUUGGAGAAUCCUCGACAAUCCAUACGAAGGACGGCGUGUGCUUGGUGUCCGGCGGAAGUGCAUAGAAGUACAAAUUGGCUUUGACAAUGUCGUAUGCAUGUGGAGUUUCAUCAAAGACUUUUUGAAUGGAAGACUGGAAUCGGCAUUUGAGCCAAUGCAAACAUUGCUUAGGAGGCAAGAAGGAUUUGAAAAAUUGGAAUUAACCGUCAACGUUCCGGACAUCUUUUCAGUGUUAAUGCAAAUAGGUGAAGCAGUCGAGAUGGACAUUGGCUCGGUAAUGUAUAUGCUGGAAUUGUUUUCAGACGUUUCCAAUCGGAGGACACAAACUUCACAAGAAGAAGUCCAAAAUGUCAGUACUCAGACUGGGCCAAUCAAGCCUGAUGGACCAGAAGAGACUUUAGUUGAAGAAACAGACCGAUUAGUUGUUGCUAAAUCUAAAACGUUCUCGGAGGGAUUUUCUUUUGACGAAUUUGGAAAACGGGUUAUGACUUCUACAUCUCAAGAAUAUGAAAAGGCCAUUGAGAAAAUAACUAUUGACGGACCUGAACAACAGGUUAAGCCUUUGCAGAUGGAAGGAUCUAAACAGCCGGUAGAGGAAUGCAUGAUAGACGAAUCGAGUGGACAUAGUUUGACAGCGAGUGAAUAUGAAAAGUCUAUGACUUAUUUUUCGACUGAUACGUCUGAAAUAAACAAGGAAUUAGUCAGUCGCUUUUGUGAGCCUUGUUUACAAGAUAAAAUUAAAAAUCAAUGCGUUGUCAAAUGCAAAGAAUGCGACGAAUUCCUUUGCUCUGAUUGUGCCCGGGUACAUGGGAACAUGAAGAUGACCAGAAAUCACAUUUUAAUAGCGAAACAAAGUGAUGAUCUCGGCAGCCUGUCCUUCAUCCCAGCCCCAACCCAAGACUUGACCAGACUGACGUUUACCCAAGCCCCAGCCAUCUCAGUAAAGUCUCCCUCUGACCCGAAGGACUGCAUCCUUACCAGUAUGCUUCUUCUGCCUGAGAACAGACUGCUACUAACUGAUUUGGGUAACCAUAAAGUAAAGCUGCUUGACCUGCAGACCAACAUCCUGGUGUCGCAGGUCAGUGUAAUGCCAGGUGCACCAUUAGACAUGUGUCUCCUUCCUGUGGAUAGGGUGGCUGUUAGUUUAGACGAUGGUAGUAUUAGGUUCCUGAAGACACGGGAACUACUCUCCCUUGGUGAUAGCAUCAAGGUAGCCAUUGACUGUCGAGGUAUUGGUUACUAUAAUGACCGGCUAAUAGCUUCCUUUUCGAGCGGAAAGGUAAAGAUGAUGGACAUGGCAGGGGAAGUGAUAACAAUGAUUUACAGGGAUGACAGUGGGAAACCAGUAUUUUCAAAUCCUCGGUACCUCAUAGUAGUGCUCCAUGAAUACCAAAAAGCAGCCAUCUAUGUUUCGGAUUGUGGCAAACACAACAUCACUAAGCUGGACAUUGACCUGAACAUCCUCCAGAUAUUCCACGAUCCAGCACUCAGAGGACCACAAUGCAUCACUGCAGUGGGAAACCAGCUGCUUAUCUGUGGGAGGAAUAGUGACAAUAUAAUAAGCUUAGAAUUGUCCAGUGAUCAGAUGACGCAACUACUUGGACAGAAGGAAGAUAUACACAGGCCAAUAAGUGUUUGCUACAGUCAGCAACAGAAAAGGCUCUACGUUUCUGAUGCAUAUGGGUUGAGUGAGUUGAAUCGUCCAAUUCAAGUAUUCAGUGGCAAUGAACAAAUAACAGAUUCUCAUGCGUCAUGACUUACCAAGUCAUAUAUCUCACUGCUUUGAAGGUAAAGGGGAUACCGUCUGAGCUACAUCAGAAAAGAGUCCAUGUGAUACCUGUCAAUAUUUCAAAACUACAGAUGCUGUUAUUCAAUUAAAGCAUAAAAACAUUAGGUGUACAGUAUUUUACAGAUAUUUAGUUCCAUGCAGGAUAUGAGACUCAUUUUAAGAGUUAUAACCAUGUUGAUGAAAGUGGUUAAGAAGACUGAAAAUAUACACAUUUAACGAAAUAAAUAACGUGUUACUAAAUUAAUCAAUUUGUUAGGAGUAUAUUUUCUAUUGUCCUUCUUUACUUUAAUAUUAAUUUAGUUAUUCAUUGAGUAACUAAUAAAAUCAGGAUUGAUGUAGAUUUUCGUCUUGUCUAAAGUAUGUGUAACGUAAUGAUCUUAUUAAGGUUUUUCAUGAUAUAAUUAGCUUUUAAUUAAAUGGAUAUUUGUCUUCAUAUUAAAUAUUUAGUAAUUAUCGUUGGUCAUAUUCGAUUGUUAAUGAAUGCAUAAGUGGUUGACAGCCGACUUGGUACAAAUGCACAGAAAUGCAUAAAUUGUCAUGUUAAUUACAAAAACGUAUGUCAAAUUUGCCUCAUAUUCUUGGUAUUUAAGUUGGAUCAUUUUCUAUGUAGAAGGGUAGAGGCCGGUUGACCUCCGGGUUGAGUCCGGCUUGGACUUGAGUUAGGUUUUGGUAAUGAGAUAAAGAACGUUAUAUUGUACCUAGAACUAUAGUAUCAUAUUAAGAAAGAACAUUUUAAAUAAAGAAUGAA
Mya arenaria is the source of this 7460-nucleotide messenger RNA. RefSeq lists its product as uncharacterized. The transcript has 8 exons. The record is from RefSeq and is a predicted model, not a curated record. NCBI's taxonomy places the organism in Eukaryota, Metazoa, Mollusca, Bivalvia, Myida, Myidae. The coding region runs from base 3785 to 6679 and encodes 964 amino acids.